UCCUUAGCCCAGGCAGCCAAAGGUUUCAGGCUCUGCCUCCCAGCUCUAGCCCUGGCUCUAGCGUAAGCCCGGCCACUUAGCAACCCUUCUGAUUGCAUCUCCCGGCCCACCUCCUCCUAUUUAAUUCUCCUCCUCCUCUUCUCCCCCGCCUCUUCCGUUCCUCCGGGGAAAGGCGAAAACAUCUGCAUCACCCUUCUCCCACCUCAACCUCUGCUUAGAUCUGAAGAAGGAGGAUACUAGCUCUUCUGACAUUUGGGAAGCCGAGCCACAAGGUCUACAGCAGACAGCAGUCUAGAGUUACUGUGUGGCUUUCACCCUCUGCUACGAGCUGAAAGGCACAGCUUUCAGAAAUGUCAGAAAUCCUCCGGGAGCUAGUCUAUGUUUCUGAAAAGGCAGCAAACAUCGCCCGGGCCUGCAGGCAGCAAGAAUCACUUUUCCAACUACUAAUAGAAGAAAAGAAAGAAGGAGAAAAGAACAAGAAAUUUAUAAAUGACUUCAAGACAUUGGCUGAUGUGCUGGUACAGGAAGUUAUAAAACAGAAUGUAGGCAACAAGUUUCCAGGCUUGGAGAAUCAUAUAUAUGGAGAAGAAUCCAAUGAAUUUACUAACGAGCUAGGAGAAAAGAUCACAGUUAAAGUCUGUCCAACAGAAGAAGAAACUGCACAACUUCUUAGUAAGGUUCUUAAUGGUAACAAGUUGGCAUCGGAGGCACUGGCCCAAGCUGUCCAUCAGGAUAUUUCAUUUGCUGACCCAACUCUAGAUUUGGUGAAAAUCAACAUUCCACAAGACAUCAUGGGAAUGUGGGUGGAUCCCAUAGACUCUACUUAUCAAUACAUAAAAGGGUCUUCUGACAUCAAGCCCAAUCGAGGAAUAUUUCCAUGUGGACUUCAGUGUGUUACUAUAUUAAUUGGUGUCUAUGAUAGACAAACAGGGGUACCUUUGAUUGGAGUCAUCAAUCAACCAUUUGUAUCACAAGAUGUAAAAACACUCAGGUGGAAAGGACAGUACUUUUGGGGCCUUUCUUAUAUGGACUCCAACAUUCAUUCACUCCAGCUUUCCAGCAAGAAUGGAAAUAAUGGUGAAGCAACCAGCCAAUUGACUGAAGAGGCCAGCUGUGAACCUAAGCACUUUUCUGCUGUCAUUAGUACGAGUGAAAAGGACGCUAUCAAAACAGCCCUAUCCAAUGUAUGUGGUGAAAAUGUCUACGGAGCAGCUGGAGCUGGGUACAAGAGCCUUUGUGUUGUACAAGGUCUUGUGGAUGUCUAUGUCUUUUCCGAGGAUACCACAUUCAAAUGGGACUCCUGUGCCGCUCACGCCAUAUUGAAGUCAAUUGGUGGAGGAAUGGUGGAUUUGAGAGAGUGCUUAAAAAGAAACCCAGAAACUGGGCUUGAUUUGCCACACUUGUCAUACAAUGUGGACAAUCAAGGGGCUACUGGUGUAGAUCGAUGGGCCAAUAAGGGUGGACUUGUGGCUUACAGAUCACGGCAACAGCUAGAAACAUUCCUGGAUCUGCUGAUCAAAAACUUGUCACUUUCUAGCACAUUGACAUAGGUCAGCGCCUGAAAUCAGUGUGCAUUUGUCUUACACCAUAACAGUAUUUCUGAUUACUUUUAUCUCUAAAGUAGCUUUGUAUUGUUCUGUGGUUAAAUGUUCAAGUUCUUCCUAUGAAUUGCAAUACCUAUUUGCACUUAAAAGCAACUUUUUUUUUAACUAUGCUUUAAAAAUCACUAAUUCUGAUCUUUGAGAUUGAAGAAUUUUGUGUAACAAUAUUAAUGUAUCUAGUGCAAAAUUAGGCUACCAAAGACUGGUCCAAAACAGAAUAUUUAAAUUAUAAUGUGGAUUCUUUGGAUUAUAGUAAAAUUCAGUUUUGAUGGGAAAAGACAUAAAUUUAUGUGGGAAAUGGAUAGUAUUCUAAAUCUAUACCCAAUGACUUACCCUCCAAUAAAAACAUCUAAGUUACUUAGAAUUUGGGGAAAAUAAUCUCUGUACCAUAUAAAUCUUUACUCCUAUAAAUAUUACUGACUUACUAACCCUUAUUAAAAUUAUCUGAUAGAUCCUACUCCUAUUUUGUGGUCUUUCAGACACAGUCCUGCUAGCCACAAAGAUGGGCAGGGUGGGAGAGAAGAAGCUUGAGUUCAAACCCACAGUGAGAACAUCAUCCAAGAUAAAGGGGAUCAAAAGCAGAAAGAGCCCCCUUCAAAAAUGGUUUCUCAGGAUUGCCAGACUGUUGUCUGCUCUGCGCCCUCUGGUGGCUAUUUGGAGUACCUGCAGCGUUCUCUAUCAACAAAAAGCACUGAACUCAAAUUUGGUAUUUUAAUGGAGGAUAUUUAGUAGGCAGAGAAUUGAAACUUCAGAUCAUGGUUCUGAUUUUUUCCUUGCCUUUCCUUCUAGGACUCUCUGAUUCUCAUUGUGUACAAAUAAAAAUUAGUUAAUCUGAAUCAAUCAAUAAAUAUUUAUUAAGCACCUACUGUGUGCCAGGAACUGUGCUGAGUUCUAGAGAUACAAAAAGGCAAAAAAAGACAGUCCUUGUGCUCACAGUAUAAUGGAGGAGCUCACAAUCUAGUGGAUGAAUCAAGAAAAAAAUUAUUCUACUGUUAUGGUAGAAACAGUUCAUUCUGAGAUAGUGGCGUUCCCCGCUCCCAAGUUGCUUAAGCCUUUUGCAGACAUUCUGUAAGAUGAGAUGAGUAGAUUGGUAGGAAUUAUUACCUGUAUGUUAGGAAAACUGGUGAAGACCAGAGAAGGUGACUGUGAAACCUAAUAUUCCUCACUGAUGUAAACCAUUUAAUUUACAAAAUGUUCAGUUGGUCUUUUUGUUUAACAGCUUCACAUAAACCAGUUUUGGGUUGUAAACUAGGAUAUCUUAUUUAUUUUCUUACUCUUUUGGAUUAUUUUAAUUACAAUGUAUAAUAACAUGUAUGUGAUAAAAACCAAACUGGAAUAAAGAACUAUGUAGCAUGCAGUAGUGCUGUGAUGA
Molecule: messenger RNA, 2973 nt
Organism: Trichosurus vulpecula (common brushtail)
Lineage: Eukaryota; Metazoa; Chordata; Mammalia; Diprotodontia; Phalangeridae
Gene: INPP1
Product: inositol polyphosphate-1-phosphatase
Exons: 7
Coding region: 351-1550 (399 amino acids)
Biological process (GO): phosphatidylinositol phosphate biosynthetic process
Molecular function (GO): inositol-1,4-bisphosphate 1-phosphatase activity
Source: RefSeq, a predicted model, not a curated record